AUGUUCCCGGCACUUGUCGCUCGCUCCAGACAGCAGGUCAUCAACCUGAGAAACAGACUCCAGGCGCCCCCAGACAGACGCCGCCCCACCUCUGGCCACAUCCCUCUCUCCUCCCUACGCUACCAGUUACCCGCGUGGGUGACGGCCGGCGGAGGCAUGUACGCGACGCUGCACGGGGUGUAUCUGAUGAUGCGGGCGUUCCGGAAUUUGCGAUACAUCUACCUCUUCUUCGACAGACAAGCGCUCCACCCCUCCCCCGCCGAAACCGCCCAAUUCGGCACCGACGACCAAGUAGCGCAGCACCCCUCCUCCUUCGACCCGAGCAUUACAGCCCCGGAGCGGGAGUUCCUCGUGCUGGACGAGGAGUGUCGCGUGGUCGGCGAGACAGACCCGUUACUUGUCAGUCCUGCGAAUCGCGAGGUGAGUCGGCUACUGAGUCCGACGGAGCUGGAUCGGGCCGUGCAGGGGGGCGUGAAGAUUGGGCCGAGUGCGAGGGGUUGGACGAAUAAGCAUGGGGCUGUUAGGGUUAGGGCGGUUUCGGUUCCUGGGGGAGCGAAGGAGGUGGAGAUGGAGAUGGGGACGGGGAAGGGGAAGGUGGAGGUGAAGGGGGGCAGGGGCAUGAGUGUUGGGGGUAGGAGGGCGCUUGGGGUGGAUCGGUAUGAGAGGUUGCUGAGGGGGUUGAGGGAGGUGCAGAGGAAAUCGCGAGGUGGGGUUGCGGGUUGA
Aspergillus candidus is the source of this 723-nucleotide messenger RNA. RefSeq lists its product as uncharacterized. The record is from RefSeq and is a predicted model, not a curated record. The transcript has 3 exons. NCBI's taxonomy places the organism in Eukaryota, Fungi, Ascomycota, Eurotiomycetes, Eurotiales, Aspergillaceae. Bases 1 to 723 code for a protein of 240 amino acids.